Messenger RNA from Durusdinium trenchii, 731 nucleotides. NCBI's taxonomy places the organism in Eukaryota, Dinophyceae, Suessiales, Symbiodiniaceae. The record is from the annotation of a GenBank genome assembly.
UGGCUCAAGGGGUGAAGGAUUAAGGUCCCAAGGUGGCGUCGCGACAGCGGAUCAACACAGUUGGCCCCAGCCAAGGCGCUCAGGAGCCCAGCUGCCAACCAUGUCCGGCCGCAACACGCGCAUGGCGCAGUGGCUGGACUACAGGGUGCGUGUGACCAUCUCUGAUGCCAGGAUGUUGGUGGGGACCUUCAUGGCCUUCGACAAGUACAUGAAUGUGGUUCUGGCUGAUUGCGAGGAGUUCCGAAAGAUCAAGUCCAAGGGGCGAAAGGAUGAAGAGAAAGAGGUGAAGCGAACCUUAGGUUUUGUCGUCCUCCGUGGCGAGACCAUUGUCUCCUUGAUGGCCGAAGCCCCACCCCCCACGGGACCCAAGAAGCCGGACAUCCAACCAGGCCCGGGCCGUGGACAGGUCGCCGGCCGCGGCAUGCCGGCCGCGCCCUUGAGCUCGGCGCCCGCCGGCCUCUCCGGCCCAGUGCGCGGCGUGGGCGGUCCGGCCGCGAUCCAGAUGCAGCCGAAGGCGCCGGCGGCGCUGGGCGGGGCGCCGCCGGGGAUGCCGCCGGGCUUCCCCGCGCGGCCGCCGGGGAUGCCCGGCAUGGUGCCGCCAGGCAUGCCGGGGAUGCCACCAGGGAUGCCUCCGCCAGGGAUGCCAGGCAUGGGACGUGGCAUGCCGCCCAUGGGACGCGGAGCAUGAGUGGAGCAUGAGCCGAUCAGAGUUUUGGUUGAUUGCUUACGGU